Priapulus caudatus is the source of this 876-nucleotide messenger RNA. RefSeq lists its product as uncharacterized. The transcript has a single exon. Gene Ontology annotation, molecular function: nucleic acid binding. The coding region runs from base 1 to 876 and encodes 291 amino acids. Gene Ontology annotation, biological process: DNA integration. The record is from RefSeq and is a predicted model, not a curated record. Lineage: Eukaryota; Metazoa; Priapulida; Priapulimorpha; Priapulimorphida; Priapulidae.
AUGUUAAGAGUCGGUGGCCGCCUGUCGAAUGCACCACUUCCUGACUCAGCCAAACAUCGUGCCAUUCUGCCUCCAGAUCAUCACGUGACUAAGCUGAUCAUCAAACAUUUCCACAAGAUAACUGGUCAUGCUGGUGUCGAGAGAGUCUUAGUGGAAAUUAGACAAAACUACUGGAUCAUAAAGGGCCGAGUGUCGGUGAAACGAGCCGUUAAAAACUACAUCCCCUGCAAGAAGAGGAAGCAACCACCUAGUGUGCAAUACAUGGCAGACCUACCCAUAGAUAGAGUUACCCCAAAUCAGCCACCAUUCACCAAAGUGGGUGUUGACUAUUUCGGCCCACUCAAGGUGAAGAGAGCUAGGAAAACCAAGGUGAAGAGAUAUGGGUGCCUAUUCACGUACCUAGUCACUCGAUCAGUGCACCUUGAGGUUGCUUGCAGCCUUGACACUGAUUUGUUCAUCAGCGCACUACAACGAUUUAUUGCACGACGAGGGAACCCAAAGACCAUCAGAUCCGAUAAUGGAACCAACUUCGUUGGAGCUAAGCAGGAGUUACAUGAAGCCAUAAAGGAGUGGAAUCAGCAGAAGAUAGCCGACUACCUACUACAACAAGACGUACAGUGGAUAUUAAACCCACCAGCAGCUUCCCAUAUGGGUGAAGUAUGGAAAAGUCAAAUCCGAACCGUCCGAGCUGUCCUCUCAGGCAUCGUCAGCCAGCAAACCAUCGACCACGAGAGACUAUCAACUUUAUUCUGCAUAGUUGAAGGUAUUGUCAAUGGUAGACCACUAACGAAGCUCGCAGACGACCCUAACGACCCAGCACCUUUAAAACCGAACCACCUGCUGCUGCUGAGAUCGGGGCCAGACUUACCACCCUGA